Molecule: messenger RNA, 804 nt
Organism: Rhododendron vialii
Lineage: Eukaryota; Viridiplantae; Streptophyta; Magnoliopsida; Ericales; Ericaceae
Product: protein FAR1-RELATED SEQUENCE 5-like
Exons: 2
Coding region: 1-804 (267 amino acids)
Biological process (GO): regulation of DNA-templated transcription
Source: RefSeq, a predicted model, not a curated record
AUGCAGUGUUUGGAAGAUAUGGACGUAGUCUCACCAUUACCAUCUGAAGUGUGUCAAUCAUCUGCCAAUUCUUGUCAAAUACCUUACAUUCCUCAAGUUAAGAAUGACGUGAUACCAAAAAUUAAUCAAGAGUUUGACACUUUAGAUGUCGUGCAAAAUUUUUACAACAAUUAUGCUAAAGAGUCAGGAUUUGGUACGCGAGCACAUUCUAGCAGGAGGAAUGGGGAUAAACAAGUCAUUAGGAAAGACUAUGUUUGCUGCAAAGAAGGUAAGUUGGUGCCCAAAAAACCUGUAGAAAAUAGUGAAUCCUCAAAACUACGUCGGGGUUUAAUUCAAGAGGGUUGUGGUGCGAAAUUGUCUGUUAGAAGAGCUAAGUCCGGUGACAAGUAUGUUGUCUCCCAAUUUGUUGAGGCACAUAACCACCCUCUUACGUCUCCAAGGAGGGUGCAUUUGUUGCGAUCUCAUCGUAAAGUGUCAGUUGCCAAAAAAAGCUUUGGCACAACAACUAUCGCAAGCAAAUGUGCCAAAUUGCCAACAAAUGAGUAUUUUCGAGAAAAGAACUCAGGGUUUAUGUUUACAAUGGAGAAAGAUGAUGAGGAGAGGUUGACUUAUUGUUUUUGGGCAGAUGCCACGUCUAGACAGUCGUACCAAUAUUUUGGGGAUGUUGUGGCGUUUGAUACCAUGUACACCAUAAACCGAUACUCUAUGAUUUUUGCUCCUAUAUUAGGGGUUAAUCACCACAGACAGACUAUGCUAUUUGGGUGUGGGCUUUUAAGUGAUGAAUCGAGUGAUUCUUUUGAGUAG